CCCGCAAUCCCAUCCAGGUUCACCUUCGCCCUCCCCCCCAUUUUUUAUACACGCACCCACCACCAAGGUCAGGCCGCCCGCCAGCCACAAGGCAAGAGCGAGACGAAAACACAAACGCCCCGACACGAUAUAAGUAGUGGGGGGAGGUGGAAUCUGAGAGAGACCAAAUCGUCGACGGGAAGCAGCAGCAGCCAUGGCGACGCAGGCCGCCUUCGCAGUGAGAUUCCCGCAGCUGGCGCGGCCGGGCAGGGGCCAUGGUCAGGGACAGCCGGCGCGGGUGGGGGUCGCGGUGAGGGGCGGCAGGGCGGCGGCGCGCGGGGUGCGGUGCCGGGCCGGCGGCCUGAUCGAGCCGGACGGGGGCAGGCUGGUGGAGCUGGUGGCGCCCGAGGAGGGCGGCCGGCGGGCGGCGCUGCGCCGGGAGGCGGCGGCGCUGCCGCACCGCGUGCGCCUGGGCCGCGUGGACACCGAGUGGCUGCACGUGCUCAGCGAGGGCUGGGCCAGCCCGCUGCGCGGCUUCAUGCGCGAGACCGAGUUCCUCCAAGCACUUCAUUUCAACGCCGUCCGCGGCGCCGAUGGCACCCUCGUCAACAUGUCCGUGCCCAUCGUCCUCGCCCUCGACGACGCCCAGCGCCGCGCCAUCCAGGCCGACGGCGCCACCGCCGUCGCGCUCGUCGACGCCCACGACCGCCCCGUCGCCGUGCUCAGCGAUAUUGAGAUCUACAAGCAUAACAAGGAAGAAAGAAUCGCACGGACUUGGGGAACAACUGCACGCGGACUGCCGUACGUAGAGGAGGCCAUUACAAAUGCUGGUGAUUGGCUGAUUGGUGGAGACCUGGAGGUUAUAGAACCAAUCAAGUAUAAUGAUGGUCUGGAUCAGUAUCGUUUGUCUCCAUCACAGCUGCGUGAAGAAUUUGCCAGGCGCAAUGCAGAUGCAGUAUUUGCUUUUCAACUUCGUAACCCUGUGCACAAUGGGCAUGCGCUGCUCAUGACUGAUACACGGAGGCGCCUUCUUGAGAUGGGCUACAAAAACCCUGUUCUUCUUCUCCAUCCACUGGGAGGAUUCACAAAGGCAGAUGACGUGCCUCUUAGUGUGAGAAUGAAGCAGCAUGAGAAGGUUCUUGAGGAAGGUGUCCUAAACCCAGAAUCAACUGUGGUUGCAAUCUUCCCUUCACCAAUGCAUUAUGCUGGGCCAACUGAGGUGCAGUGGCAUGCCAAGGCUCGUAUUAAUGCUGGUGCAAACUUCUAUAUUGUCGGAAGGGAUCCUGCUGGUAUGGGCCACCCGACCGAAAAGAGGGACCUUUAUGAUGCUGAUCACGGGAAAAAAGUACUGAGUAUGGCUCCUGGGCUUGAGAGGCUCAAUAUCCUUCCUUUCAAGGUUGCUGCGUAUGACACAAAGCAUAACAAGAUGAAUUUCUUUGAUCCAUCAAGGAAAGAAGACUUCCUGUUCAUCUCUGGCACAAAGAUGCGCAGCCUUGCCAAGAACCGUGAGAGCCCACCAGAUGGUUUUAUGUGCCCUGGUGGCUGGAAGGUCCUCGUUGAGUACUACGACAGCUUGGCACCGCCAGAAGGCAGCAGCAAACUGCGAGAGGCAGUUGCAGCGUAGAAGCCGAAAGACGCUUCGGAUAAGUAAUAUCGUUGUAUCACGUGUCAUGAACCGAUGAUAUAUGAUUGUGUAUUGGUGGUAAGACUUGACAUUUGGGCAUGAUCCCCAGCACUCCCCGUGUGGUUUGUACUGCUUACUAGUAUAUCUGCUAGCAGUGUUGCCCCCUGGAGCCCAUCAUGUGCUUGUGGUGCCAAUAAGGAUGGGUUUUGUAUCCUCUUCGGAUUUGUACAUAACGACAUAUAAUAGUGUGGUGGUAAUUUAUCUA
Triticum urartu is the source of this 1868-nucleotide messenger RNA. RefSeq names its product ATP sulfurylase 4, chloroplastic. The record is from RefSeq and is a predicted model, not a curated record. Gene Ontology annotation, molecular function: adenylylsulfate kinase activity; sulfate adenylyltransferase (ATP) activity. Lineage: Eukaryota; Viridiplantae; Streptophyta; Magnoliopsida; Poales; Poaceae. Gene Ontology annotation, biological process: sulfate assimilation.